AUUCUUUAAUUAUUAUUUGUGGCCCAGAAACAAAAGACUCAUGUGAAAAUCAAAUACAGCAACCACAUCAGAAACACAAUACAAACACUCAACUACAAAACAAAAAAUGCUUGACCACAUAGAAGGUUGUUUGUGCAAGCAGCCCAUCCUUGUCAAGAAUGACAACCAGAUUCAAUGGGGGAACUCGAAUCCAAUUCAAAGGACAUUCCUACUUUCUGCUAUGAAUAACUACCCAAUCCGUGGCCUUGCAUGAGGAUAGUGUUGAAGUGUAAGUUCCCGUGGAGUUGAGAGUUGCGUAUAAGAUCCCAUAACGAAGAGAAGCAAGAUGCUAGAGUACAAUAUAUAAAUAUGCGGGCAGAUGAACUUUAUUAGCAUGGCCUUCAGGUUAAAUAUGGUAUGUCUCUCAUGCUUGCGCUAGGUCAUCUUCUUCCUAUUCUUCCCUCUUCUUGUCGAUCGCUUCUUUACCCGCGUGUGCAGGCAUCCAACUACCACGACGAGCAUGAUAAUGAGCAUCAUAAACAAAGAAUAUACACGAGAAAUAAGCGCAUGACCGAACCACAAAUUAAAAAUGAGCAAACUU
Rubroshorea leprosula is the source of this 580-nucleotide messenger RNA. The record is from the annotation of a GenBank genome assembly. Lineage: Eukaryota; Viridiplantae; Streptophyta; Magnoliopsida; Malvales; Dipterocarpaceae.